Molecule: messenger RNA, 732 nt
Organism: Myotis lucifugus (little brown bat)
Lineage: Eukaryota; Metazoa; Chordata; Mammalia; Chiroptera; Vespertilionidae
Gene: GPR148
Product: G protein-coupled receptor 148
Source: RefSeq, a predicted model, not a curated record
AUGAGAUCCAUACCAGGGGCAAGUGCAGAACCAAUCACCUAUGACAAAGCCUGCCACUCCUGCUGGGAAUUAUGGGGGUGUCAGUUGGCACCUUGACCCCUGAACACAACAGCCUGUUUAGCUGACCAUCUCAUCAGCAAGCUCCCUUGCAUGUCCUAGGCAGCCAGCAACACCUCCCUGAGCCCAGGGAUCUCAGGGUGUCCAUUUCCUGCUGCGAUGGUUCUUCCUCCCUUGGCUCUCCUGGCUGUGGCCAUGCUGGUUCUGAUGCUGCUGCUGGCUUCCAUCCUGCUCCCAUAUCCAGCCUACAUUAUCUUUCAUAUGUUCAUCUCCUCCAGUAACCUGGGCAGCUGGGCCCAGGGUUACAUCAUCUGUGGUAUUCUCACAGACUCUGUCUUCACUACCUACACCAAUACCACCUUGUCCUUCAUGGCCACUGUGCUGCACAGCUACCUAACAGUCGCUCGUCCUCUGCACUACCUCUCCUUCAUAUCCUGUGAAGCUAUCCAGAAUGUGGAAAGCAGCACUCUGCUAAUCACACUGCAUGUGAGCUCAGUGGUGGCAUUUUCCCUGGAUAUUGUGCUGACCAAGGAGCACCACAUUGAUGCCAGGGCUGACAUAUGGCUCACAGCAGCCAGCAUUGAGGUGCUCUGCUUCUGAUGGCUGCUGGGGAUAGUCUGGGGCCACUUCUCAUCCAGGAGGCACAGUGACAUUUUCACCAUUUUUCAGAUCUAG